Molecule: messenger RNA, 1017 nt
Organism: Penicillium brevicompactum
Lineage: Eukaryota; Fungi; Ascomycota; Eurotiomycetes; Eurotiales; Aspergillaceae
Product: S-methyl-5-thioadenosine phosphorylase
Exons: 3
Coding region: 1-1017 (338 amino acids)
Biological process (GO): nucleoside metabolic process
Cellular component (GO): cytosol
Molecular function (GO): S-methyl-5-thioadenosine phosphorylase activity
Source: RefSeq, a predicted model, not a curated record
AUGCGCUGGAUCUUGAGUCGAUCCUUCUCUUCAAUAUCCAAACCGUUUCGUCGAAUCGAAUCCCCGAAACAACUUGCUCGCAGGAUGGCUUCUCUUCCCACCACCUAUGACGGGUCCGUCCCAAUUGCUGUUAUUGGAGGCACCGGUCUGCGUGAGCUGCCCGGCUUCAGCCAGGUCGCUUCACUGACUAUCGAAACCCCCUGGGGCGCUCCUUCCUCCCCCAUCACUAUCUUGCACCACGAGUGCAAGCACAACGGCAAGACUGUCGCGAUCGCUUUCCUCAGCCGUCACGGCCCCCACCACCAGAUUGCCCCCCAUGAGGUUCCUGCUCGCGCCAACAUCGCAGCCCUCCGCUCCAUCGGUGUUCGCUCUAUCAUCGCUUUCUCUGCCGUCGGAAGUUUGCAGGAGGAGAUCAAGCCCCGCGACUUCGUGAUCCCCGACCAGGUCAUUGACCGCACCAAGGGUGUGCGCCCAUGGACUUUCUUCGAGAGCGGUGUUGUCGCUCAUGUUCCCUUCGGUGACCCCUUCGAUGAGGGUAUUGCCAAGGUGGUGCGCGAGUGUGGACACAGUCUCGAGGGUGAGGGUGUCACCCUCCACGACCGUGGAACCAUCAUCUGUAUGGAGGGUCCCCAAUUCUCCACCCGCGCCGAGAGCAAGAUGUACCGCUCCUGGGGCGGUAGCGUGAUCAACAUGUCCGUUCUUCCCGAGGCCAAGCUCGCCCGCGAGGCCGAGAUCGCAUACCAAAUGAUUUGCAUGUCUACGGACUAUGACUGCUGGCACGAGUCUACCGCCGACGUCUCCGUCGAGAUGGUCAUGGGUCACAUGAAGGCCAACGCCGACAACGCCCGUCGCUUCAUCACUGCCGUGCUCGAUGCUCUGGCUGGUGACGAGCACACUGAGCUUGUCCAGGCCAAGCACCUCGCUGGUGGCAUUAAGUUCGGCGUCACUACUCCCCAGACUAGCUGGUCAGCUGAGGCUAAGCAGAAGCUGGACUGGCUCUUCCCUGGAUACUGGUAG